Messenger RNA from Trachymyrmex cornetzi, 582 nucleotides. Its product is annotated as putative nuclease HARBI1. The record is from RefSeq and is a predicted model, not a curated record. Lineage: Eukaryota; Metazoa; Arthropoda; Insecta; Hymenoptera; Formicidae. The transcript is spliced from 4 exons. The coding region runs from base 1 to 582 and encodes 193 amino acids.
AUGGCAAAUUUAUUUAAUCUUGUACUGUCAUCCUCCGAUGAUGAUGAAGAACAAUUCCGAAGAAGAAGUAAAUUUAAACAACGUAUAAAUUACUUUGACGAAUUAGAUGAUAUAGAAUUUAAAAUGCGAUUUCGAUUAAACAAACAAUCAGUAUUAUUAAUAUUAGAAGAAAUAAGACAAGUUUUAGAAUUUGUUACUAACCGGAAUAAUGCCAUAUCUCCUAUGGAACAAUUGUUAUUAACACUUCGCAUGUAUGCUACUGGAUCAUUCCUUAUAACAAUGGGUGAUUUUUCUGAUUUUUAUAAUAUUGCUCGCUUUCCAAGGGUCAUUGGUUGUAUAGAUUGUACACAUGUACGUGUCCAAUCUUUUGGCGGGGAAAAUGCUGAACUAUUCCUCAACAGAAAAGAUUACUUUUCUUUAAAUGUUCAAACAGUAUGUAAUAGCAAUUUAGAGAUAACGAAUGUAGUUGCUCGUUGGCAAGGAUCAGUACAUGAUAGCACUAUUUUUAAUAAUAGUCGCUUGCGAGCAAACUUUGAAGAUGGAGCAUACGGUAAUGGUUUAUUAUUAGGAGACUCUGCUUAA